AAACUAUCACACAACUAAUGCCAAUCUCAUUAAACCAACACAAACUCACCCGGGCAGGGCAGAGCCGAGUCCCUGGCUGUGAGCAGCAGCAGCAGCAGGAGGAGGAGGAGGAGUGGUCAGGCUGCUGGACGGACUGAUAGUUCAGCUGUUGGGGGUUUGGAAAAGCCUCAGUCAGUUCAGCUGCUAACACAGACUGAGAGCACAGGUUAUAUAUAGAGCAGACUCUCACUCCUGUCCAGGAACAAACAGGCUGAAGGAGAAGCUGAACAUCUUGUGGCGGAAAGAAGAACAGGUUUUUAUUUAGGCUUAAAUAGUCUUGAUUCUUCACAUCUCUCCCUCUCCCUCUUUCUGUCUGUCUCACACUGUGAGUUUACAGACCAAACUUGGAGAAAACGAAGAAGCUUCACACCGUUCAGUUAGUUUGCCUUAAAACUUUGGCAGAGAAGAAGAAAGAAAAAAGUAAAGGUUGGGACUGAGAGGAAAGUUAAAGGAAAGAAGAUAUUUAAGAGAUAAACUGACAGAUGUUGUGCUGCCAGUGAACUUAUUGAAAAAGAACUGGAGUCAUUUCGGGACUGAACGUCUGCGACACCUUGGAAGUGCUGAGAGACAGGAAAAAAUGCGAUCCAGGAGCUGCACUAUGGAGAGUCCAGAUGACGGACACAUCACGCCCGCUAAAAGUUUUAUCAAGCAGGAGGAGGAGAACACAGAGCUGACAAAGAAGAAAAUGAAAGUCCAGCGAGAGGAAAAGGACGGGAGGACAGGAGUGUCAGGGACACAGAGGAAACUUCAGAAACCCGCAGAGAGCAGGAAGGAGCUGUCCAAGAAAGACUUGCUUCAGCUGUUGGGAAUCAUGGAAGGAGAAGUUCAGGCCAGAGAGGACGUCAUCGGGAUGCUGAAGUCAGAGAAAACCAGACCAGGGACGCUAGAGGCUCAUUACGGCUCAGCUGUCCCCACAAAACCCCUGCAGGCCCUGCAGAGAGACAGUCUGCUCACCAACAGCAACAACAGCACCGAAAACGUUUACGAGAGGCCCAUGGCCGAGCUGGACCGUCUGGAGGACAAACAGAAGGAGACGUACAGACGGAUGUUGGAGCAGCUGCUGCUGGCAGAGAAAUGUCACCGCCGCACCGUCAUGGAUCUGGACAACGAGAAACGCAAACACGUCGACUUCAUGAACAAGAGCGACGACUUCACCAACCUGCUGGAGCAGGAGAGGGAGAGACUCAAAAGACUGCUGGAGCAGGAAAAGGCCUACCAGGCUCGUAAAGACAAAGACCACAGCAAGCGGCUGGAGAAGGUCAGAGCAGAGUUGGUGAAGCUCAAGUCCUUUGCCCUGAUGUUGGUGGAUGAGCGGCAGCUGCACAUUGAGCAGAUCGACCAGCAGAGCCAGAAGAUCCAAGACCUCACUCAGAAGCUGCAAGAGAAAGAGCAGCGCCUAGUGGCGGUCAACGACACCGCAAAGGAGGACAGCCAGAAGGUCCUCAAGCUGGAGGCCGAGCUGGAGCACAGAGCGGCCAAGUUCACGCAGGAGCACGAAGAGAUGACCGCCAAACUGACCAACCAAGAGUCCCAAAGCCGCCAGCUCAGACUGAAGCUGGCCGGACUGUCACACAAGAUUGAAGAGCUGGAAGAAAGCAACAAGGCGCUGCAGAAAUCAGAUGAGGACCUGCAGGAGCUGCGGGAAAAGAUCAGCAAAGGGGAGUGCGGGAACUCGUCUCUCAUGGCCGAGCUGGAGAAUCUGAGGAAGAGAGUGCUAGAGAUGGAGGGUAAAGAUGUGGAGAUAACCAAAACAGAGUCUCAGUGCAGGGAGCUCAGGAAGAGGCUACAGGAGGAGGAAAACCACAGUAAGGAGCUGAGGCUGGAGGUGGAAAAACUACAGAAAAGAAUGGCUGAACUGGAAAAACUGGAGGGGGCUUUCAACAGGAGCAAAAUGGAUUGCUCUCAGCUUCAUACUAACCUGGAAAAGGAGAAACGUGUUAUGAAGGAUCUGGCCAGCGAGCUCGAGAUGGUAAAAAUUCGGUUGAAAGAACUAGAGUCCUCAGAGUCAAAGUUUGAAAAGGCAGAGAUGAUCCUUAAAGAUGAUCUUAUGAAGCUGAAGUCCUUCACAGUUAUACUGGUAGACGAAAGAAAAAACAUGGCAGAGAGACUUAAACAGGAAGAACAGAAAAGUGAUGAUUUAAGUAAGAUGUUCAAAGCAGAGCAAGGCAAAGUCACAGAGGUCACAGAGAAGCUGAUAGAGGAGAGCAAAAAACUUCUCAAAUUCAAAUCUGAGAUGGAGGUCAAAGUGACGACUCUUACUAAAGAGAAAGAUGAGUUGAAAACUAAACUUGCAAGUGAGGAGGAAAAGUGUAGGGAGCUGAAUACGAAGUUAUGUGGGAUGAAAAUAAGAGUGGACGGACUAGAAGAGACAGAAAAGAAAAGGGCUAAUAAAGACGAAAACAGAAAUCAAGAUGAGGACAACAAAGUAAAAGAACUCUCGCUAGAAAUCGAAAGACUCAAGAGCAGGCUCAAACAACUCGAGGUGGUCGAAGGGGAUUUAAUGAAAACAGAGGACGAGUAUGAUCUACUGGAGAAGAAGUUCAGGACAGAGCAGGACAAGGCAAACAACCUUUCUAAGCUACUGGAGGAAAUGAAAAGUCAGAUUGCCAGGAACAAAGCAAUAGAAAAAGGCGAAGUCAUGAGUACGGAGGCUGAGCUGAGAAUUCGCUGCAAGAUGGAGGAGGCCAAAACCAGAGAGCUGCGGGUGGACGUCCAGGCCCUGAAGGAGAAAAUCCAUGAGCUGAUGAACAAGGAGGACCGGCUCUCCCAGCUGCAGGUGGAUUACUCUGUCCUCCAGAAGAGGUUCAUGGAGGAGGAGGAGAAGAAGAAGAGCAUGAGUCAAGAAGUGGCCAGCCUUACCAAGGAACUGGAGGCCUCCAAGCGAUACAGUCGUGCCAUGAGGCCGAGUAUGAACGGUAGAAGAAUGAUGGAUGUUCCUGUUACCUCCACAGCAGUACAGACAGAUGUUGUUGCCAGUGAGCCCGCUGAGGAUGACACAGCAGCAGGCUUUAUCCGAAAAUCAGUCCUCGAGGAGAACCACUUAAUGAGCAAUCUGAGACAGCGAGGUCUUAAAAAGCCGACAGUUCUGGAGCGAUACCCUCCAGCAUCGGCAGAACUCGGGGCGAGAAAAUCCUGGAUACCCUGGAUGAAAAAGAAAGAUGCUAUCACACUCACUCAGAUCCCUCCUGAGAAGACAUUGCUCCAUCCACCGGAGAUGACCAUGUCUCCAAAGCCAGGUCAGCCGCUGCACAUCCGCGUGACGCCUGAUCACGAGAACAGCACCGCCACUUUGGAGAUCACCAGCCCUCGAGCUGAGGAUUUCUUCUCCAGCACCACCAUCAUCCCGACUCUCGGCCUUCAGAAACCUCGAAUCACAAUCGUCCCUAAGCCCACAACUGUGACUUCAAAAGCCAAAGCCUGCGAUGUGCCGGGAGGUCUUGAUCGAGCCAAAUCUCCAGUGACGAUAACCACCAUCUCCAGAGCCAAGAGUCCGGAGAAGACUAACGGCAGCGGCUCUGACAGCCCUCAGUCGCCGGUGUCCAUCAUCACAGUCAGCACCACUCCUGUGGCUGAAGCAUGUGCUUCACCUGAGCCUCAUGAAAUUACCACAGGUCGCACAGUGAUCAAGAUGACUCCGGAGAAGCAACUUGGGUCCCCAACUGUCAGAAAAUACAACGGCAACAGCAACAUCAUUACGACAGAAGACAACAAGAUACACAUCCACCUGGGUCCGCAGUUUAAGCGGCCCUCUGAGGGAUGCAGUAGUCCUUUGUUGAUGCUGAGGCCUCUCAGUCUGAGCCCAGAAAGCAAAGAAAUGCCGACGGGAACAGUACUCCGCUCGCCACGCCAACCCUCGUCGGGGAAGACGACUCCGAGCAAAAUGACAAGCAGCAUAACGAUAACACCCAUCACCUCGGCAGCCUCCAGGCCAACACAAUCUGUGCCCAGUUCGGAUGUGCAGUCAGCUCGGAGCGCAGCCACACGGAUCCCUGUGUCAAAAGGUUUGCUGAUGGACAUCAUCUCAAUAAACAGCCGACGCUGAGCUGAGAUCUCUGAUGUCACGAGAAGAAAUCUGAAGGUGUCUGAUGGGAGACUUAAAGCUCCAGGACGAACAGCGAAGCACCUCAUGGAUGCUGAGUCACCACACUGCCCGCCUCACAGCAAUAAUAAUAAUACAGUUCAGUGUGAAGUGAAAGAAUCAUGUCAGGCUACAUUGUGCUGCCUCCCUCUUCAUGUCCAGUUCUAAAUUGUUUCUCAAAUUUUGAGACAUAUCUGAUUCUUAUGUGAAACAAAACAACCCACAUACAGUAUGUGCAUGAACAAACUAAAAGAUCCCCACCAGACAGGCUUUAAAACUGCAUCUGAUGUGGUUUUAAAAGUUCAAUUAUUGCAUCUAAUUAGAAAUUUGUAACCCGUACAUACUGUUGAGGUCAAAUUUGAUCCAUUUUUACAGUUGAGAGCAGUAAAAACACCCUAAACACCUUUUUUUAGCCUGGAAUUUUAUG
Molecule: messenger RNA, 4544 nt
Organism: Thunnus maccoyii (southern bluefin tuna)
Lineage: Eukaryota; Metazoa; Chordata; Actinopteri; Scombriformes; Scombridae
Gene: filip1b
Product: filamin-A-interacting protein 1
Exons: 7
Coding region: 617-4081 (1154 amino acids)
Source: RefSeq, a predicted model, not a curated record